AUGACGAUUAAGAAUAGGACGUUUGAAUGGAGAGCCCAUUUAGAUAGUUAUAAUAAAAUAAAUAAAAGGAACUUAACUAAUAACCUUAAUCUUAAUAAUAAUCACUCAAGGACAGAAUUCUCGAGGUUAGCUACAACGAUAGCGAAAGAUAUAGAAUCGACGACUUUGAAAUUACAAAAGCUAACACAACUCGCCCAACGAAAGAGUCUAUUCGAUGACAAGCAACAAGAGAUUAGCGAGUUAACGUAUAUUAUAAAACAAGAUAUAAACGAUUUGAAUUCACAGAUUCAACACCUACAGCAGUACUCUAAUCAUCAAAUCAAGAAGUCACCUUUAGGAGAGCAUCAGUCUAACGUUGUCAUUCUAUUACAGAACAAAUUAGCCAACACUUCAAUUGGCUUCAAAGACGUUUUAGAAUUACGUACCCAAAAUAUUAAAAAGACGAAAGAAAGAACUGAGAAGUUCACUAAUCUUCAAACGCAACAACCUGAAUACGUCUCAGAUUCACCCUUAUACAACUCUAGACCUUCUUCUUCACAAGCUCAUAGACGAAAACAACGGAAUUCUGAUUUCCUCGCUUUAGAUCUUGAUGACGCUGAGUCUGGUCAAUCCAAUGGUCAACCGGGAGCACAACAAAUGUCUUUAGUUGAUAGACAGUCUGAUUAUAUGAAUGAAAGGUCAACCGCAAUCGAUACUAUAGAGUCUACUAUAGGUGAACUUGGUCAAAUUUUCAGUCAAUUGAGUUCAAUGGUUGCAAUGCAAGGUGAAACGGUACAAAGGAUUGAUGCAGAUGUACAAGAUAUCAGUGAUAACGUAUAUGGAGCCCAAACUGAGUUGCUCAAGUAUUAUGAGAGCAUCAAGAGCAAUAGAAUGUUGAUGUUCAAAGUGUUCGGUAUAAUUAUCAUUUUCUUCUUGGUAUUCAUAUUGGUCACAUGAGUAUGGGAAUAAUAUAUAUAAUUAUACAGAUGAAUAUAUAUAUAU
Wallemia mellicola CBS 633.66 is the source of this 981-nucleotide messenger RNA. Its product is annotated as t-SNARE. Gene Ontology annotation, biological process: vesicle fusion; intracellular protein transport; endoplasmic reticulum to Golgi vesicle-mediated transport. NCBI's taxonomy places the organism in Eukaryota, Fungi, Basidiomycota, Wallemiomycetes, Wallemiales, Wallemiaceae. The transcript is spliced from 4 exons. The record is from RefSeq and is a predicted model, not a curated record. Bases 1 to 936 code for a protein of 311 amino acids. Gene Ontology annotation, cellular component: endomembrane system; SNARE complex; Golgi membrane. Gene Ontology annotation, molecular function: SNAP receptor activity; SNARE binding.